AUGGCGCGCCAGUGGCCCGACAAGCGCUCCGGCCGGCCGCCGCAGCCCUGGCGGACGAAGCGCGACGAGCAGCAGUUCCGCAGUGCCCUCGCCCAGGAGCGGUGGCGCUCGGAGAACCCGGCGACGCUCAACGACGCCUGGGCGACGCUGGCGGCGACGAGCCGCAAGCUGCUGGCGGCGGCGUCGCGGGACCGGUCGCUGAGCGCCGAGCCCGCGCCGGCGGAGCGGCCCCGCGCGCCCUUCGGGUCCAGCGCCGCGCGCUUCGCGUCGCUCGUGCCCGACUGGUCGGCGGCGUCGAGCCGCUGCUCGUCGCGGAGCUCGUCGCUCGCGCCGUCGGAGCCGCUCUCCGAGGCGAACAGCCUGCCGGCGCCCGCGUCGCCGCGGAAGCGGCGGUCGCCGUCGCCCGCGCGGCAGCGGCGGGCCGCGGCGCUCCUGUCGUCCGGCGGCACCGCGGCGCGCCUGCCGCCCGAGCUGCCCGCGCCGCCGCCGCCGCCGCCGACGACGCCCGACGAGCCGCCGUCGCCCGUGAAAGCCAUGCCGCCGCCGCCGCCGCCGCGCGCGCCGGCGACGACGCCGGCGACGACGCCGAGCCCGCAGCUCGUCCGCGCGGACCGCGGCGUCCUGAGCGUGUCGCUGCCGGCCGGCGCGACGUCCUACGGCGCGUCGAGCCCGGAGAAGCUCGCGGCGGCGGCCUACCCGCCCAAGGGCGGGCCCGACGACGCGUCGAGCGACCUCACGACGGAGACGCCGCUCCCGCGGCGCCGCGAGCCGGCGCCGUCCGCCGCCGUCGUCGUCCGCGGCGGCAGGCCCGGCGAGACCGUCGAGGUGAGCGUCAAGCUCCGCGUGCGCGACACGCCCAAGAAGCCGUCGCCGGAGUCCAAGAGGCCGUCGCCGGAGCAGUGGCGGCCCGCGGGCGUCGGGGGCACGUGCCGCGCGGGCGCGUCUUCCCGCGCGGGCCGCGCGGCGUGGGUCCGCGAGGAGCCCGCGCGGCCCGCGCGCCGGGCCGCGUCGGCCCUCGCGCCGCGGACGCCGCGCACGGGGGCCAAGGCGCCGGCGCCCGAGGACGCGAAGCGCGCGACCGCGCGCCGCGACGCGGCCGGGCUCGACGCGGCGGCCGGCCUCUUCGGCGACUGGUUCUGGCGCGCGCGCGCCGCCGGGGGCGCGGCGCCCACGGUCUUCGACGACGAGCCGGCGCGGCGGGGCUGGCGCGUUUUAGGCGAGGGCGCGGCCGACGACGGCGCGUGGCGCGCGGCGUGGCGGUGCGUCCGCGCCGCGCCCGCCACCGCGCGCGACCGGCGCCUCAAGCGCCGCGGCGACUGCGUCGACGUCGCCCUGCUCGCCGGCGCGUCGACGGCGCCGCGCGACGACGACGACGACGGCGGCCACUGGGCCCACGCGGCGGCCGACGCCGCGCGCGCGGCGGCCGACGCGGCCGAGCGCGUCAAGACGGACGAGCCGCGCGCGCUCGUCGCGGUGCGCGCCGCGGGCGCCGUAGAGCCGGGCGACGACGACGACGGCGUGCCCGCGGACGUCGGGCUCCACGUGCUCUUCCGGGGCCUCGACGACGGCGGCUACGUCGCGUGGCGCGUGACGGUGACGGUGCGCGCGCUCUCGCUCGUGGGCCUCGACCUCGGCCGCGGCGACGCGGCGGAGCAGGAGCUCGGCGCGGCCCUGCGCGAGCUCGCGAACCUGCGGAGCCUCGACCUCGCGCGCAACGGCCUCCGCCACGCGCCGCGGCGCCUGCCGCGCGCGCUCCGGACGCUCGGCCUCGCGGAGAACCGGCUCCGGUCCGCGUCCUACCUCGAGCACCUCGCGGAGCUCGAGGUGCUGGACGUCGCCGACAACGAGAUCGCCUCGACGCGCGCCUUCCACCACCUCGUCCUCGCGCGGUCGUCGCUGCGCCAGAUCGUCAUCCGCGACCUCACGCGCCUCGAGCCCGCGUGGCGCCAGAAGCUCCGCGACCUCUUUCCCAACGCGGUGAUUUCUUAA
Aureococcus anophagefferens is the source of this 1989-nucleotide messenger RNA. RefSeq lists its product as hypothetical. Bases 1 to 1989 code for a protein of 662 amino acids. The record is from RefSeq and is a predicted model, not a curated record. NCBI's taxonomy places the organism in Eukaryota, Pelagophyceae, Pelagomonadales, Pelagomonadaceae. The transcript has 2 exons.